Messenger RNA from Phytophthora infestans T30-4, 891 nucleotides. RefSeq lists its product as uncharacterized. The transcript is spliced from 2 exons. The record is from RefSeq and is a predicted model, not a curated record. NCBI's taxonomy places the organism in Eukaryota, Oomycota, Peronosporomycetes, Peronosporales, Peronosporaceae. Bases 1 to 891 code for a protein of 296 amino acids.
AUGACUCGAUCAGCAGCAUGGAGCUCGUGCAACCGAGCGCUUGACGAGCGAAUCCACAAAGCUCAGUGGCAAGCGCAUCGGGAUCGUUUAGAUUUUAUCCAGUCAUCCAGCGCAGUGUCCGCUCAGGCAUUUUCCUCUGCUCUUGCGGCUUCUGCACACCCUCAUCGCAUCCAUAACAGUGGGAAUUCUUCCAAAUCAGCAAACCACGACAAAGCUCGAUCGAAAUCACCAGUGACGAAGGCACGCCAGAAGCAGCUCGACUGUGACAACCUCGCCUUAAUCCGUAAAAUCAUCGCCCUGGACAAUGCGACUCCACGCUGCAAUACCACAAGGAAGCGAACUAAUCAAGCAAAAGAACGAGGCUCAAAUGCCACAGUGUACGCCGACAAAAACACGAUCGUGAUACCGAAGCGAACUCACUCCGAUCACGAAUGCCUACAUACGUUGCCAGACGUCCCGCAGACGCCAGCCAGUCACGUCCUGUACACUCGAGCUUCCGCCACUAUGAAAAACAACUUUGUCGAAUACAAUGCACCGACAAUGAUGCACUCAUCGAACUCAACUUCAGCCGCCGGUCGGGUCCGGUCACGAGCGCAAUCGAAGAUUUUACAUGACAACAAGAAAAUUACUUGGCGUAUUCUCAACGCUCGGACGACAAUCGAUCGCACCGCGUUGACGCGUCAUGAGGAGAAGCAUUUCAAACUACGCACAAUCAUGUCACGGCAUCGCCACCUUGCUCAGCAACAAAAAUCUCGUCCUCGCUCAGCCCCGCAAACCUCAUGCAAAUUGCGAGUUGCAACAUCUUCACAAACAAGAAUGAAUGUCAGCAAUGCGUCGUUGGUUUCAAGAAUCCGCAAAAUGACAAUCAAUAAUCGAGAUGGCAACUUGUAA